This is a messenger RNA of Pteronotus mesoamericanus, 2682 nucleotides long. It is a transcript of the gene MICALL2, whose product is annotated as MICAL like 2. Bases 1 to 2682 code for a protein of 893 amino acids. The transcript has 17 exons. Gene Ontology annotation, molecular function: protein binding. The record is from RefSeq and is a predicted model, not a curated record. NCBI's taxonomy places the organism in Eukaryota, Metazoa, Chordata, Mammalia, Chiroptera, Mormoopidae.
AUGGCCGCCAUCAAGGCGCUGCAGCAAUGGUGCCGGCAGCAGUGCGAGGGAUACCGGGACGUGAGCAUCACCAACAUGACCACGUCGUUCCGCGACGGCCUGGCCUUCUGCGCCAUCCUGCACCGCCAUCGGCCCGACCUCAUAGACUUUGACGCUCUCAGGAAGGAAAACGUCUAUGAGAACAACAAGUUGGCCUUCCGCGUGGCAGAGGAGCAGCUGGGCAUCCCGGCCCUGCUGGACGCCGAGGACAUGGUGGCCCUGAAGGUGCCGGACCGGCUGAGCAUCCUGACCUACGUGUCCCAGUACUACAACUAUUUCCACGGACGCUCCCCCAUCGGGGGCCUGGCCGGCGUGAAGAGGUCCCAGUCCGAAUCUGACGAGGAACCUUCCGGGAAGAAGGCCCCGCCCCAGCCGGCCAGGCCCUCGCCCGCCCCCGCCCGGGGGCAGCCGCUGUCUCCGAUCAGCACCAACGCCGUUGGCCAGCGGAAGGACGGGGGUCCAUCAGCUGCCGCCCCUCCCAAGGGCCAGGCCUCCGCGGGCAGCGCCGUCAGCAGCACCUGCGGGGUCUGUGGCCAGCACGUGCACCUGCUGCAGCGGCACCUGGCUGGCGGGAAGCUGUACCACCGGAGCUGCUUCAGGUGCAAGCAGUGCUCCAACACGCUGCGCCCCGGCGCCUACAGGACCACGGCGGAGCCCGGUGUCUUCAUCUGUUCCAGCCACCACCCCACCACCGCAGCGGCCAGCCCCGUGUUGCCCGGCCGGGCCCCCGGACGGCCAGGGGCCGCCGCCCCGGACUCCAGGCUCCCCAGUGCCCCACAGAAGGCCCGGGAGGCACAGAGGCAGGGAGAGGCGGGGCCAGGGGCCGGGCCCGCAGCCCGGGAGCUCGUGGCGGGCAGCUCCACGGCCAAGGGCUCCUCUCCUGCUGCCGCGCAGCCCCCGGCCACCACCCCCUCCCACGUGCUCUUGGGGAGCCCCGCCAGGCCCUGGCUCUCUGCAGGCCCUGUGGGUGGCAAAGCCAGCAUGCGUGUGACCAACAGCUCCCCCACAGGCUGGUCGUCGCCAGCACAAGACACGGUGGCCAUCAGCCCCCGUCCGGCUGUGACUCCGAGUGCCCCGGGCCCUUGUCUGGCCACAGAAAGCUGGUCCGCCCCCCAGACCAAGCUCAGUCCGGGCCCAGCAUCUGCAGGUCCAGUGGGUGCCCCGGCCUGGACCCCGUCGGCCUCCAAGACGCAGCAGGCCAGGGAGAGGUUCCUGCAGGCGGCUGGAGCCACGCCCAGCCCUGGGCCGGCGAGCAGGGCCCCAGCGGCGGCAGCCGCGCCCACCGGGGUCAGCCACAGGGAGCAGGCGCUGAGCUGCCUCCGCAGGGCCCUUCCGAGGCUCGAGGGGGCUGGCGCUCAGGCGCCCGGCAGUUGUGCCCCGGCUGCCUCCCCGGCUCCGAGCAGCCUCCCCAGAGCUGAAGGGCCACGCACAAGGCUCCCCGCCGAACUGCCACCGGCGGCAUCGCCCCAGGCCCUCAGCCCCUCUGCAAGGACGGCGCCGCUGGCCCCACCGAGCCGGGGUGCCAUCUCCGGGGCCCCCACGCCGCCCCAGGCUGGCAGGAAGAGCUCCGCUGGGCCCCUAGGGGUCGGCAGGGCAGGGGCUGGCUCCAGGCUCAAGCCAGAGGCCCCGCCGGCAACGGGCCCACGUGCCAGCCCCCAGGAAGGCCAGGAGGACGGGCCGGAAGGGUGGAGGGACCGCCUGAAGCCCGUGGAGAGGAGGAGCCCUCCGGAGAGGACCCUGGAGCUGGCGCCGCCGCGGGAGCCAAGGGCGGGGGCUGUGCCCCAGAAGGCCCCUGGGAGUUCCGAGGGGGGUGUCCGCAUCAUCCUGACCCGCGUGCAGCUGGACAGGUCGCCAGGCCCUGCCGGCCCCCAGCCCCGCCUCUCAGCUGCGUCCCCUUCCCCAGCGCCCUCCCCGGCCCACCGCAAGAAGCUGACCGUCCCUGCCACCCUGGACGUUGCUGAUGACUGGCUUCAGCCCACACCCUUGCGGCAGGAAGCCCCGGCCCGGAGUGGGAAGGAGGGGGAGGAGCCCUCUCCCGAGGACCGGCCAGGGAGGCCCCGGGGCCCCGCCGAUGCCCCUGCUCCUCCUGGCAAGGCAGCGGACCCCGCCGUGAGGCUGCACCCCGACUAUGUGCCACAGGAGGAGAUCCAGCGGCAGGUGCAGCAGAUCCAGCGGCAGCUGGACGCCCUGGAGCUCCGGGGCGUGGACCUGGAGCGGCGCCUGCGGGAGGCUGAGGGGGACGCCUCGGAGGACAUGCUCAUGGUGGACUGGUUCCGGCUGGUCCACGAGAAGCAGCUGCUGCUGCGGCUGGAGUCGGAGCUGAUGUACAAGUCCCGGGAGCAGCACCUGGAGGAGCAGCAGCUGGACAUCGAGGGGGAGCUGCGCCAACUGAUGGACAUGCCGGAGGGCCUGAAGUCGCCCCAGGACCGGCAGCGGGAGCAGGACCUGCUGACUCAGUACGUGAGCACUGUGAACGACCGCAGCGACAUCGUCGACUGCCUGGACGAGGACCGGCUCAGGGAGCAAGAGGAGGACCAGAUGCUCGAGAGCAUGAUCCAGAAGCUGGGCCUCCAGAGGAGGAAGUCCAAGUUCCGCUUGUCGAAGAUCUGGUCCUUGAAGGGCAGAAGCAGGACCCCGGAGUGA